This is a messenger RNA of Lactuca saligna, 387 nucleotides long. Lineage: Eukaryota; Viridiplantae; Streptophyta; Magnoliopsida; Asterales; Asteraceae. The record is from the annotation of a GenBank genome assembly.
AUGCCUCAUUCCCAAGAUUUCAAUGUGUGGUACCUCGAUGUCAUUUCCCAGGCUGAGCUCGCUGAUUACGACCCUGUUCGUGGUACCAUGGUUAUUCGACCAUAUGAUUAUGCCAUUUGGGAAGCUAUUCAGUUUGCUUCCGGUGAAACCAUGAGGAAAUGCUUGAGCUCUAAUAAGAAUCAUAAUUUUACAAACAAUGAUGUUGAAGAUAAAUCUAUGAAGUUACACUUCUAUAUGGACACAAGAUCCUCCCUUAGCCAGGGUGUUCUUUCUCAGAGGAGAUCUAGUUUUCGGGGUAACCAAUUCCCUCUAGUAGUUGAAGCUGCUAGAAAAGCUCCUAUUCGCAGUAGAAAACUUCAUGCGGAAUCAACCAAUGACUUCAUAUAG